AUGGAUGGGCCUCGCCUUGUAAAGCUAAAGUCCUCCUUUGAAAAGAUGCUUACACAGCUGUUUGCAGAAGCACAGAUCCAGGAAGGCGUCAAAGAUGACAUCAAUGCACUUUUCACACAGCUCCUUCUGAAGUACUCCAUACCCUCAAAGCUCAACGAACUUGAUGUUCUGCUGAUGAAGCCCCCCACCCCACUGUACGAUAUCACAUGCCCACAGACAAUUUCCAGCAUUUUGGCCUCGCAUAUUGCUGCUCCCUCUGCAGCUCUUUCUGAUUUUCUUAAGCAAGAGACAGCAGGCGUGGAUAGUGAGCUAAAGGCUCUCAAGGCAGCUGAGGAGAAAGUCGAUGAGUCUUUAAGAAAAUCUACAAUGGAGAUGAAUAGGUGGCUAGAAGUAAGCGAGAGCACUCUGGCCCAAAUUAAGAAACAAACACAAUAA
Messenger RNA from Nematocida ausubeli, 435 nucleotides. RefSeq lists its product as uncharacterized. The transcript has a single exon. Lineage: Eukaryota; Fungi; Microsporidia. The coding region runs from base 1 to 435 and encodes 144 amino acids. The record is from RefSeq and is a predicted model, not a curated record.